AUGACAGUUCCAAACGGAACCCACAAAACCGUCCCCAGCCGACUAUUCCAGAUUGAAACCCCCAAUCUGGAAGACUUCAAGAAAAUCUGCUCCCAAACCACCGACAAAUCCACCUACCCACUCGCAGCAUCCAUAGACCACAACAUCCCCAUCUACGAUGCCCGCACCCUGGACCUCCAAAACACCUCCCUCACCACCACCCAGCAAGACGAAUGGUACCACAUCCUAAGCACAGGACCCGGCAUCCUCGUCCUAAAAGGCAUGUACGACCCAACCCAAUAUGCCGACACCCUCAACACGACCAACCAAGCCUUCACAAGCAUCAUCACCCGCGAACGCGCCUCCAGCACCAAAAAAGGCGACCACUUCGCCGCGAGCGGCAAAAACGACCGCAUCUGGAACUCCUUCAGCAAACACGCCCUCGAAGACCCUUCCUCCUUCAUCAAUUACUACUCCAACCCCUGGCUCCGCCUCGUCAGCGAAACCUGGCUCGGCCCCGCCUACCGCGUCACCGCACAAGUCAACGUCGUCAAACCCGGUGGCGCAGCCCAGGACAGUCACCGCGAUUACCAUCUCGGCUUCCAGGAUCUGCAGACCUGUGCUUCCUUUCCGAGGAAUAUCCAGCUCGCGAGCCAGCAUCUGACUCUCCAGGGCGCGGUCGCGCAUAGCGACAUGCCGCUACAGAGCGGACCGACUCGGUUCUUGCCGUUCAGCCAGACCUAUGAACCAGGGUAUCUUGCCUGGCGACGGGAAGACUUCAGGGCUUUCUUCCAGGAGAAAUAUGUAGCUUUGCCUUUGGAGUUCGGGGACGGGCUGUUUUUUAACCCGGCUGUUUUCCAUGCCGCGGGUGCGAAUGAGACCGAACCCACUCCUGAUGGGGGGUUUCAUCGCAAGGCCAACUUGUUGCAGAUUAGUAGUGGGUUGGGGAAGGCGAUGGAGAGUAUUGAUGUCGUGCCGAUUGUGGAGAGGUGUUGGGGGACGUUGUUGGAGAGGUUUAAGCAUGCUGGGGAGGUGGAUAGGGGGUUGGAGAAUUUUGUCAAGGCUGUUGCGGAUGGGUAUCCGUUUCCGACGAAUUUGGAUAAAAGGCCGCCGGCGCCGAAUGGCAUGGCGCCGGAGAGUGAGCAGGAGAUUAUUGUUAGGGGGUUGAGGGAGGGGUGGGGGACUGAGAGGGCUGUCGAGGAGUUGAGGAAGAUGAGGGCGGAUUCUUGGGCUUAG
Aspergillus oryzae RIB40 is the source of this 1215-nucleotide messenger RNA. Its product is annotated as phytanoyl-CoA dioxygenase family protein. Gene Ontology annotation, molecular function: phytanoyl-CoA dioxygenase activity. NCBI's taxonomy places the organism in Eukaryota, Fungi, Ascomycota, Eurotiomycetes, Eurotiales, Aspergillaceae. Bases 1 to 1215 code for a protein of 404 amino acids. The transcript has a single exon. Gene Ontology annotation, biological process: fatty acid alpha-oxidation. The record is from RefSeq and is a predicted model, not a curated record.